AUGCGUGCCAAAGAGAAUAUCUUGAAAAAACAAGAUUUGAAUGCCGUAGUCGUUCUGGAGGACAUCUUUUCUGACUUCAGAAACUGUCACGAGAAAUGUCGUUUGUGUUUUAAAGAAGUUACCGAACAAGAUUCAAGAAUACAAAUCACGGAUGACAUAGAGAAAAAGAUUAAUUCAGUCUUGCAAGUUCACUUGUCAUUGGAUGGAAUGGGAUCAGAAUUUAUAUGUUCAAAAUGUGAAAACAAUUUAAAUAUUUCCCAUCAGUUUACAUUCAAAAUAAAUGAGAAAUUAAAGUGUUAUGGGAAGUUUAGUAGCAAAAAAGUUGACGAUGCCGAUGAUGGACUACCAGUCCCAUUUCAGGAGAAUUUCAUUAAAGUUGAAGAUGAAUUGAAAUUAUCAACAGAGAUGGAGUUGACUUCACCAAUAAAUGAAGUCAAAGAAGAAAGUUCUGGAAAUGGAAGUGCAACCGAACCUGAUGAAAGUCAGAAUAAAGAAGCAAAUGAACCUGAAAAGCAGGAUCUGUCAAAUCCUCAGUUCAUUUUAAGCGAUAGUGAUGGAAAAAUAUUAAAAAAUGGUUACACGACCAAACCACGUCGUAUAAGAUAUUUCAAUACUAAAUUUCAGUGCGAUAUUUGUGGAAAAGUAAUGAAAACCAAAGCUAACAUUGCUCGUCACAUGAAUACGCAUAAAGAUCUUAGAACAAGAUAUUAUCAUUGUCAAAUUUGCGAAAGUUCCUUCUUUGAUAAACAUGGACUUAAAACCCAUGUGAUUGGUGUUCAUGAAAAACCAAAACAUCUUAACUGUUCAUUAUGUAGAAGAACUUUUAGGACUGAAAGAGGCUUAAAAAGUCAUAAGUUACGUCCUUGUCGUUUACCUUGUGAGAUCUGUGGGAAAUCGAUUGGAAAAAAUGGACUCAAGGAACAUCUGAAUGUGAUGCAUUUUAAGAUUAAACCAUAUGAAUGCGAUAUUUGUGGGAAGAAAUUCAGAAGUAAAACUGAAAUUACUCAUCAUUUGAAUACACAUAUUAGUCUAGAACACAGAACAAGAGAUUACCAAUGCGAUCAUUGUGAAGCAUCUUUUUUCGAUAAAUGUGGACUUCAAAGACAUACAUUAAAUAUGCAUGAAAAACCAGAGCAUCUUACCUGUUCAUUAUGUAGCAGAACUUUUAAAACCGAGGAAGGCUUAAAAAAUCAUAAGUUACGUCCUCAUCGUUUGCCUUGUGAAGUCUGCGGGAAAUCGAUUGGAAAAAACGAACUCAGGCGACAUUUAAAUACGGUACAUUUCAAUAUAAAACCAUAUCAGUGCAAUAUUUGUGGUAAGAAAUUCGGUAAAAAAUCACACCUUACUAGACACGUGAAUACGCACAAAGAUUUUAGAACAAAAGAUUUCCAUUGUCAAAUUUGUGAAAGUUCCUACUUUAAUAAAGAAACACUUCAAACGCAUAUAUUAAAUAAUCAUGAAAGACCAAAGCAUCUUACCUGUACAUUAUGUAGAAUAACUUUUAAGACUGAAAGAGGCUUAAAAAGUCAUAAGUUACUUCCUCAUCGUUUACCUUGUGAGAUCUGUGGGAAAUCGAUGGGAAAAAAUGCACUCAAGAUGCAUCUGAAUGUGAUGCAUUUUAAGAUGAAACCAUAUCAAUGCGAUAUUUGUGAUAACAAAUUCAGAAAUAAAAAUGAAGUUACUAAUCAUUUAAAUACACAUAUUAGUCUAGAACACAGAACAAGAGAUUAUCAAUGCGAUCUUUGUGAAGCUUCUUUCUUCGAUAAAUGUUCACUUCGAACUCAUACAUUCAAUAUGCAUGAAAAACAAAAGCACCUUAUUUGUUCAUUAUGUAGCAAAGCUUUUAGAACCGAAGAAGGCCUAAAAAAUCAUAAGUUACGUCCUCACAAGGUAAACGAACCUUGUGAGAUUUGUGGGAAAUCAAUUAGAAAUCUUAAGCAUCAUCUGAAUAAAAUGCAUUUCAAUAUUAAACGAUGUCAGUGCGAUAUUUGUGGAAAGAAAUUCCGUAAAUCUAACCUUGCUCGUCACAUAAGCACACAUAUUGGUUUGGGACCCAGAACGAAAGAUUUCCAUUGUCAAAUAUGUGGAAAAUCCUUCUUCAGUAAACCUGGACUUAAAGCCCAUACAAGAACUGUUCAUGAAAAAAAUUCCCUACAGAUUCAUCAGAAUAUGCAUUAA
Clunio marinus is the source of this 2178-nucleotide messenger RNA. The record is from the annotation of a GenBank genome assembly. NCBI's taxonomy places the organism in Eukaryota, Metazoa, Arthropoda, Insecta, Diptera, Chironomidae.